Messenger RNA from Sitodiplosis mosellana (orange wheat blossom midge), 951 nucleotides. RefSeq names its product ATP-dependent DNA helicase pif1-like. The coding region runs from base 1 to 951 and encodes 316 amino acids. The transcript has 3 exons. Gene Ontology annotation, biological process: DNA repair; telomere maintenance. The record is from RefSeq and is a predicted model, not a curated record. Gene Ontology annotation, molecular function: DNA helicase activity. NCBI's taxonomy places the organism in Eukaryota, Metazoa, Arthropoda, Insecta, Diptera, Cecidomyiidae.
AUGGCACACAAAAAAUCGUUGCAAGCAUUGGAAAUUACGAUGAGAGACAUUCGAAAGAACGAUAAUUUGUUUGAUGGUGCAUUGAUAUUGUUGGCUGGUGAUUUUAGACAAACACUGCCAGUCAUUCCUCGAUCAACUCCAGCCGAUGAGCUGAAUGCAUGUUUAAAAUUGUCGCCGUUAUGGAGAUACGUAAAAGUUUUACGCCUCAGAGAAAAUGUUCGAGUUCAAUUGCAAAAUGAUCCAUCUGCUGCUGUAUUUUCGAAGCAAUUAUUGGAUAUUGGAAAUGGUGCAAUGGCCGUUAAUGCUGCAACUGGUAUGAUUACUUUUCCCGAAAAUUUUUGCCGUAUUACCCAAGAAAAAGAUGAAUUAGUUCAAAGCGUGUUCCCGAAUAUUGUUCAAAACUAUAUGGAUCACGAUUGGUUGGGUGAAAGAGCCAUAUUAGCAGGAACAAAUAAAGAUGUUACCGAACUCAAUUGGAGUAUUCAAAGUAAAAUCCCAGGUGAUGUGGUUUCAUAUAAAUCAAUCGAUACGGUUACAAACGACGAUGGUGUUGUGCAUUAUUCAGCUGAAUUUUUAAAUUCAGUGGAUGUACCUGGGCUGCCACCACACAAUUUGCGGCUGAAACUGAUGAAAAAUGUUAUCGAAGCAACUAUAUUGAAAGGAAAAUUCAAGGGUGAAGACGUGUUGAUAUCACCAAUCCCAAUGAUUCCAACUGAUAUGCCAUUUAGUUUUAAGCGGUUGCAAUUUCCAAUUCGAAUUGCAUUUGCAAUAACCAUUAAUAAAUCUCAAGGACAAUCAAUGGAAAUUUGUGGUAUUAACUUGGAAUAUCCCGUUUUUUCCCAUGGCCAAUUAUAUGUUACCUGUUCACGUGUUGGUAAACCACAGGCAUUAUAUAUUUAUGCUAAAGAUAGCCAAACUAAAAAUAUUGUGUAUCGUAAGGCAUUGAAUUAA